Musca domestica (house fly) is the source of this 1875-nucleotide messenger RNA. It is a transcript of the gene rasp, whose product is annotated as protein-cysteine N-palmitoyltransferase Rasp. Gene Ontology annotation, biological process: protein palmitoylation. The transcript is spliced from 2 exons. Gene Ontology annotation, molecular function: palmitoyltransferase activity. Gene Ontology annotation, cellular component: endoplasmic reticulum. NCBI's taxonomy places the organism in Eukaryota, Metazoa, Arthropoda, Insecta, Diptera, Muscidae. The record is from RefSeq and is a predicted model, not a curated record. The coding region runs from base 185 to 1675 and encodes 496 amino acids.
CACAUCGGUAACAAAUAGCUAUAGUGGGUUCCAAUGCCAAGGAAUGGAACUCCGUCUGCAUAAAAGCGAAAUUCCUUUAAAAUAUUUCGAAUAUAAUGAAUUAAUAAGUUGGAUUUAACAAAGGAAAGGACAAUACCACAAAUUGUUUCAUCGGUGAUAGGCAAUUUGGUUUCAAUGCCAAGGAAUGGAACUCCGUCUGUACAAAAGUGAAACAACCUUGUAUUUUGGCGUCUAUGUUGUAUACAUUGUUUACCAGCUGUGGUCCCUGAUCAAUGCCAGACAUAAAAUCCUUGCUAUUGCCCAAUAUGAGUUUCCACAAGGAUGGCCAAUACUCAAUUCUCGAAAGGAUGACACAAACGAUGAAUUUUAUGCAUUUACCGAAUACAUUAAACAAUACUGGCACUGGUAUAUCUUUCAUUUUGCCAUCAGCGGCUUCAUUCGAAAAUACCAACCUAGAUGGCAGAGUAUGGGACACGUCUUGGUGACUUGCAUCAUUGUGUGUUGUACAAUGAAAAUAAUAUCAAUUGCUUUGAUAUGUAGCCUGGUAAUGACUUACUAUUUGGUAGCGCAGAGGCACUCAAAGGCAUAUGUGUGGUUGCUUUCGUUGUUGUGGAUGAUUGUCAUGAUUUUUAUGAAAUCGAACAAAAUGCUGCAGGAUAACAUGGGUUACAUGGAAUUCCAUCAUGUAAUGGUCACUUUAUGUUGGUGUAUUCUAAGGGGAUGCAGUUUUAGUUUGCAGUUGGCAAAGUCUUAUGUGAAUGGAGAAGGUGAUAUGGAAAGAAAAUAUAGCUUUAUCAAGUUUCUGGGAUAUAGCUUGUAUUUCCCUUGUUUUACGUUGGGGCCCUUUAUGGGCUAUCAUCGCUAUACACCUGCAGAUGAAAUCAUCCAGGGGAAAUCGAAUCUGAUACAAUUUCUGUGGCAAAUAGCAAGGGUUGCUUUUUGGUGGUUGGUCUUGGAGAUUGCAAUACAUUUUAUUUAUGUCCACUAUAUGGCUUUGGAUAUUGAAGCCAUCAAGGUGCUGGACACCAAGUUUGGUUUGUAUGCAGUUGGCUAUUUUAUGGGUCAGUUCUUUUUUAUGCAUUACAUUAUUGUGUAUGGUUUGGGCAUUGCAUUUGCCCAAUAUGAUGGUCUAAGACCGCCAAGAAAACCUCGAUGCAUUGGCUUGGUUCAUCACUACUCGGAUAUGUGGAAAUAUUUCGAUGAAGGACUCUACGAAUUUUUAUUUACCCACAUAUAUGCGGAAUUGUGCAGUAAAACUUCGUCUCCGCUGAGAAAAAUUCUAUCAACAGCUGCCACAUUUUCAUUUGUGUUUCUCUGGCAUGGCCAUUAUUGGUAUGUUUUUGUGUGGAGUCUUUUGAAUUUCUUCUGUUUGGUCUUGGAAAAAGUUCUGAAAACCAUAACAACAUCGGCAUUUUAUAACAAAGCGAUGCGAGAGACAUGUGGACUAACUGAUGGAGGUGUACAGCGAUUUAAUGCAUUCCUGGGAUCGCAAAUAUUUAUUCCGGCUGCAUUUUCAAAUUGCUAUUUCAUUAGUGGUCUGGAUGUGGGAAAUUUUCUGAUGCAUGAAGCGUAUUUGGGAGGCUGGUGGAAUUAUGUGACAUUGUCGUUUUGCACCUAUUGUUUCUAUCAAUGUUGUGAAAUUGUAAUGCACAAAAGAUUUCAAGUUCAUAGAUAAUAAGUCAUUACUCUUUGCCAAUUAUUUUUGUGUAGAAAAUAGUAUUAAAGGAAUAUAAAUUAUUUUUAAGUAAGUAAAAGACUGUAUAUUUAAAGAAAUAUAAGAGAACAAGAACAAGAGAACAAAAUACUAUAACCAAUUUUGCCUUGAUGGUGUAAUAAGAAUCCCCUUUGAUAUAAAUAAAACUCAUUAAUUCACAA